GGCGUAUACAGGUCGAGUAUAUAAGACAGUCUGCGGACACAGUGAAGUCGCAGUCUCCCUUCCACGUAGCUUGUGCUCGAAGCAACUGACCAACGGUCGCCAUGAACGCAUUGGUUUGCACCGUCCUCCUCAGCGCCCUGGUAGGCAGCGCUCUUAGCGGAUUCGUCGGCGGCGGCGGCGCUGGAGGCCUGGGAGGUGGCGCCGCCCUCGGCGGUGGCGGCUAUGGAGGCUACGGCGGCUAUGGCGGCUAUGGCGGAGGCCUCGGAGGCUACGGCGGAGGUUUGGGAGUCGGUGGUGGUCUCGGAGGCGGUGGCGGCGCCGUGGGUGUCGGUAGCAGCGUCGUCCUGCUGAACGGUGGCCGAGCGGGCGCCAGCAAGGCAGUCGCUGGACCAGCGUUCCUAGUGCGCACGGUGCAUCACGUCUCUCAGGUUCACGGCGGCGGUGCCAUCGUGGCCCACUCGGGUCUCGGAGGCGUCGGUGGAGGUGUCGGUGGAGGUGUCGGAGGAGGAUUGGGAGCUGGUGGUCUCGGAGGCGGUUACGGAGGCCUUGGUGGAGGUUACGGAGGCCUCGGCGGAGGUUACGGAGGCGGCCUCGGCGGAGGCUACGGUGGAGGAUACGGCGGCGGAGCUGGCGGCGGAGUCGUCGGCAAACUUCUGCUCGUCAAGCACCACAAAUAAGCGUCACAUGUCCCACCCUCAUGUUCUUUCCUCACAAGCAGAGUGAAAAGGCGUCCAGCUCAACCUGUGCAGCACCGACCUUCAUGCCAGAGUGACUUGCGUCUGUGAUCUAAGUCGAAGAAACCAUAUUAUGUAUUCCCGAUGGAUUGUAAAUACACAUCAACCCGGAUGUUGCUUCCCGUUACCAAA
This is a messenger RNA of Rhipicephalus sanguineus (brown dog tick), 866 nucleotides long. RefSeq names its product acanthoscurrin-2-like. Lineage: Eukaryota; Metazoa; Arthropoda; Arachnida; Ixodida; Ixodidae. Bases 102 to 677 code for a protein of 191 amino acids. The transcript is spliced from 3 exons. The record is from RefSeq and is a predicted model, not a curated record.